Molecule: messenger RNA, 3230 nt
Organism: Cydia splendana
Lineage: Eukaryota; Metazoa; Arthropoda; Insecta; Lepidoptera; Tortricidae
Product: solute carrier family 35 member F3
Exons: 9
Coding region: 310-1812 (500 amino acids)
Source: RefSeq, a predicted model, not a curated record
CAUAUGAGAAAAUGAUUAGAAUGGCGGCUGAAAAUGUCUAAAACAAUAUUUCUCAAAAUACAAGUAAACUGAAGUGAUAUUUUAUAAAUUAAAUAUGAAUUUACGUUUAAAGAAGUGAAACUGGUGACUUUUGCGUGACAAUAACAAACAAUAAAAACACAAUUUAAUUUAAACAAUCAUGUAACGACAAUACCUUCCAGUAAUUUAAUCAUGGCCUUUUACUGCGAAUAAUAUAAAUCUAUACCAGUUUCAUUUAUAAUUAUGUUUAGUGAUGGUGUUUGAAAUGAUUCCGUAGUGUUACUUAGCAACAUGGCAAGGGAUGGAGACUUGCCUAUUAUUUUUAAUCCUAAGCGAGUUCGUGCUCCUUCUGUGAUAAUAACAAGUGAGGAAGUGGAGACUGAACGAGGGGGUGAAGGUGAUCGUGAUCUUCCAAAUGGGCCCCCAACGCCACUGAGCCCGCGGGCGCCUCUAACGCCGCAAACAUCCGUGUCGUCGGCAGUGUCUGCACCACCAUUGACGACGCAGCCGUCCCUUCAGCAAGCCUUUAGUGAGUCUGCGGCUAGCAGUCAAGACGAAGAGCGACAGCUCCGCGAGAAGAAAUGCCCAAGAUCUUGCUGCUCAAAGUUUGCUAAAAAGAUCUACUAUGGAAUAUGUGUCACAUUGGUCCUUACUGCCUCCUGGGUGACAUCCACCCACUGCAUCAAGCACAUGUACCUGGAAACUUACCCACCUAUAAUAUAUCCCACUAGCACGGAGACAACUUCUCAAACCUUCAACUAUACUGCUAAGCCCCAAAGUCAAAAUGACAACAUAUACAAUGCCCCAUUCUUCACUGCCUGGUUUAGCACCAACUGGCUCAUAUUGUUCUAUCCCAUCUACGUGAUAGUGAUGCUCAUCCACAACAAGUGCAAAUCUGCCAAUGACAUAGUGUAUGAUGCCUUCAGAGACUUCAGAGAGAAGGGAUUCACUUUUGCUCGCUUCAUCAGCCGCUGCGGAUUGUUCUGCCUGCUGUGGGUGGUCACCAUCUACAUGUACACUUACUCCUUGAAGAUCCUACUCUGCACAGAUGUGGUGGCUCUGUUUGCCACCAAUGUCUCGUGCAUCUAUCUGUUGUCCUGGGUCAUAUUACAUGAACAGUUUGUUGGUGUUAGGAUCGUAGCGGCUAUUCUGUGCGACACCGGAAUAGCGUUGCUCGCGUACAUGGACGGCAUAACAGGCAGCUCUACACUUGGUGGGGUUGUCCUAGCCGCCUGCGCCGCGGCAGGCUUUGCUAUAUUUAAGGUUCUGUUCCGUAAAGUAAUGGGUGAGGUGAACACCGGCCAGCGCGCGCUGUUUUUCUCGAUCCUGGGCAUCGUGAGUGCCUCGCUCCUGUGGCCGGUGUGCCUCGCGCUCUACCUCACCGGCUCGGAGAUGCUGCCGUCCCCCUCGCACCAAAUGCCCUGGCUUCACCUCUUGGGGGCCAGUCUUGCGCUGUUGGUUUUCCAUCUAGUGUUCCAGUUCGGCAAUAUCGUGACGUACAACAUUUUCGUCUCACUCGCUCUCAUCACUGCUGUACCAGUCUCAGCCGGAUUGGACGUGGCGUUCUACCAAGUGCAGUUCGAGGGCAUGAAGCUGGCCGGCAUCGUGCUGAUCGGCGUGGGCUUCUCGCUCGUCAUGUUCCCCGACAACUGGCCCAACUACAUCAUGCGCCUGCUCAGAUGGAGCCGGCGGCAGCGCGGCAACAACGGGUCCGGGCGCAGCCGCGACGCCAUGGACUUCCGCACCGGCUACAUACGCUCGCACCUCCGCUCGCCCUCCGGCCGCGUGCGGUGACCGCCCGACGACCUCCCCUAAACGACUAUACGCUCUACUACGGCGUAAUAGCGGUCAAAUUACAACGCUCUGAUCAAACUUUCCUCUUACUAUCAACGAUCUGUUGUUUGGUUACGUAGGAUUGGUUCACCUAAAGGCGGAAACUCUCAGUGACGUAUUCUCGGACGAACAAGGCCAACAGAGGGCCCUAUAAAAUUCUUUGAAAAUACAUAGCGGGUCGUGCACCGCUGCGGGGUGCCCUAAUUGCGGUCGAAAGGGAUAAUCGGCUAGAACUCCGUAAAAAAGGGUACAAAUAUAUCUCAACGAAAUAUUGAGAGUUAUGUGGCGGGGAUAGUGUUGAUUGAAUAAUAUGAAGGCAAAAUUGAAUGUUCUAAUAUUGAAAUUAAACCCAACGUCAGCUGAUCUUAAAAUGAUCGAAUUUUAUCUUAUGACUUUAUAUUUUGUAAAGUUGCAACUCUUGAUCUGUUCAUUAUUCUCAUGUUAGACCUCCAAAUUAAAUGGCCAAAAUUUACACAUUAUUCCGAUAUACUUGAUAUAUACUGAUUCUACUUUUAAAUCCGAAAAUAAUACGUUUUAUAAUAUGCCUCAAGGUUUAAAUAUUAAAAUAUCUUCAAUGAACUGAAUCUUCUUCAAAUCUCACAUCGUCGCUAUUAUAUAAUAAUAUCUAAUGCUAGUAUAAUUUUAUAUACUUACUUCGACUACCGUCCGUCCUCUCGAUUUGAAGAGCACUUGAAAAAAUAAUGUUUUAACAAAAUAGAAAUGCACUAGCAACAACAAAUAUUGAGAAUUCAGGAUGCCGAUAGAUAUUUAACACUAUCUAAUCUCAAAAUAUAAUCUCAAUGUGGUCAAAAAUUGCAAAGCAACACAGAUGUACUUGGGAAAAUGUUUUAUUAACAAAUGAAAUGAUAAAAGUACAGCUACAGUAUCUGGCGCCCAAGAUAGACUACCGUCCCUCUUUAAAUAAUACAGUGAGACAAAGGCGGAUAGUCUAUCUCAUAGGCGAGAUACUGUGUAAGGGUGGUAUUCCAGCUGUCCAAUUUAUUUGUCCAGUCGACGUCAAAAAUAUGUUUACACUUUUGCACCUUACUCCUUUGUAAUAAGGCGAAAAAUGUAAACAUAUCUUUGACGUCGACUGUCCACCGAUGUCAGUGCGUCUCACUGAGACGCAAUACAAAUUGGACAAAGAAAUUGGUGGAAUACCACCCUUAGGCCUACUGGGCGCUAUGUUUUCAUAAUGGCGGACUGUGCGACCUAAUCUGUCAAAGAAACUUUUUCCCGUUAGCGUCCAGUAGUGAAGAGAGAUGUUUGGCAAUUUUUAACCCCAUUCUCGAGACACUGAUGUAGUGAUGUACAUCACCUAGUGCACAUUAAAACUUCAAUUACUUACUCAUCUAUAAUAUAUUUAUUCUAUCUAUAAU